GAUUCCCGACUCUUUGGUUUAAAAGAUCUUGAAAAAUCAAUUACAUAUUAUUGAAUAAAAUACUAAACUACAAUACUUGCAUAAAGCAAAUCGAUCAAUAAGCUUGAAACCAACACUUGUUUAAGUCAAAAUAAACUGGAAAUCAAACUUAGGGACACAAUAUUAAAAAAAAAUCAUGGCAACAGGAAGUAAACUAUUUGACGGGAAUUUGUCUGACUUUGGCGUGUUUUGUGAUGGACAUCCGGAGAUGACUUUGGAUAUUAUAUGCCGGGACCAUGACAUGGUGCUGUGCUCUGUCUGCGCUUCGGAAAAGCACAUAGCUUGCGCCAGACUAGAACCUAUAACAAAUGACUUUAUAAACACCAUGAAGAAGAAAGAUUUCAAACACUUUGGCAAAGACUUAUCCGAAAUGAAACGUUUAUUGUCCAAACUGAAGAGUAAAAGAGAGGAAGAUAAGAAGAAACUACAAGAAGAAACGGAAGUGGCCGUAAAGGAGAUUGAAGAGUUCCGGAAACUCAUUGACUGGGUUUUGGAUAGAAUGGAACGAAAGGGUAAAGAGUAUAUACAGAAGAGAUACAAAGAGUUAAAUAAGGUGGUAACGCAAGAAAUAAUGAAGUGCGAAGAAAUGCUUGCUUUCUUCGAAAAGAUGAAAAGUCAUUGGAAGUCUUCGAAAGAUCUGAUUUCCGUUGAACAAUUUGUGAAUAUGAAGAAAGGGAGGCAGAUGAUGGAGAAAGCACAAAAACUUUGUGACACAAUGAAGAAUCAUAAGCACAGAGAAAUAGUUAAGUUUACCGUGGAUCCGAAGGUAGAGAACUUUGCUAGAAAUCUGUCGUGGUUUGGGAAAGAUAGAACCUAUCUUUCAUUUGAGCAGCCGUUGUCUUUUCCACGUUUGCAUGAAAUAAAGCAUGAAAACCAGUUUGAUAUCAGGGUGAAAGGAGACAAACAUGUUUGCUGUGUGGUAGAUAUGUGUCAGUUACAGGACGGGACAAUUCUUACAGCUGACCUUGCUAACCGCCGGUUGAAGCAGCUAGAUGUCUUAUACCACGUUGUUGACACGUGUGAUCUGCCGGGUGACCCUGUUGCUGUUUCUAGUGUAGAUGCAGAGAACGCUGCUGUUGCACUUCACAAUGGAACUGAUACUUUGAUUCAGACCAUACAAUUGAAAGAUAGUCUGCUACUUGGAGAUUCUUUUACUAUUCCAGGACGAUGUAAAGGGCUCACUUGUUCCUCAGACGCAGUCUAUGUCUCGACAGGUGACAAAAUAUGCAAGUACACUAUAACAGGAGAACAUUUAGAAGAAUUUAGCACUGGAGGGGCUAUUGGGAGAAUAUGCCUUACUUUGGACUACAAGAAAGUUAUUUUCAUUGGUGAUCACGACAGACUUGGUGUGAUGACUAAAAGCGGAGAAGCGUGUAAAGAAAUUCAGAUUCAGAAUUUAACGUCUGAGAAUGCGAUUGCCGUUGAUUCAAAUGAUCAGAUAAUGAUUCCAAUGCUUGACUCCCAUAGUAUUGUGCAAUACAGCCAUGACUUACAAAAGCAAGGUGAUAUAGCUGGACCGUCUAAUGGAAUUAGAAAUCCACAGUCAGUUGUUUACGAUCGGAUCAAUAACAGACUGGUUGUUGCCAUGAAAUUCAAGAAUGUGAUUAAAGUGUUUGAACUUAAAUAAAUAAUACAUGUGAUAGUUUAUACAGUACUUUAUCAAAUGGAUAAUCUUGAUGCCUUUCCUGAAAAUUACAAUUUAUUUAUAAGUACGGUUAACAUUUAUGUGACCAGAAUGCUUUUAAUGUACCUUUGAGCUGUUUGCAACACUCUGUGUAAUGCAUUUAAUUAGAAGGUUUAACCAUCA
Molecule: messenger RNA, 1846 nt
Organism: Mercenaria mercenaria
Lineage: Eukaryota; Metazoa; Mollusca; Bivalvia; Venerida; Veneridae
Exons: 2
Coding region: 176-1666 (496 amino acids)
Molecular function (GO): zinc ion binding
Source: RefSeq, a predicted model, not a curated record